GUUCUGCUUAGUUCCCUUUUUGUAGUGUACCUGCAUCAUGCCAGUUCUUCUGUACGGUUUUGACACAUGGACACUCCUCCAGAUUGACUAGACUAGAGGCCUUCCAACAAGGAUGCAGAAAUUGCCACCAUUAACUUCCUAGUUCAUAACCGCAGAGAGGCUCUUUGCAGCCACAUUGCCCGCCUUGACGACAACACCCCGGGAAAGAAGGCACUAAACACGGCCCUAAAGUGCAGAGGCAGAAUCCCACUGGCAUCUGGUUGCUCAAGAACUAGAGGCAGCCCGAGGACAUCUUGGAUCGAGGAACUGGGUAUACCAAGUAAGGUUGACUAACUCUGGAACCUAGCUACUAACCGUGGACAUAUGAGAUCAGCGUGACGGACCCCUGCGGUAGAGUGACAAGUUUACCGCAAUUCAAUGAAAUGACCAUGUGCACCGUUGGUCUCAGCUUCUCGGAUGCAAUGUCUGAUUAUAUGGGUUAUGGUUGCCACUGUGGAUUCGGCGGGAAAGGUGAUCCAAGGGAUGCAACGGACAAAUGCUGUGGUUAUCACGACGCUUGCUACAGAGAGGCUAUGAACAACGGGUGCAGUAUGUCAGAUAGAUACUUGAUCACCUAUGAUUAUCAAGAGACUAAGGCUGCUGAUGGUACCUGUUCAGUCACAUGCAGUACAGAGGACCAGUACCCAGCAUCUGAUAAGAAAGCACAAUGCAAGGCCUUCAUGUGUGGAUGCGACAGCACCGGCUCCAACUGCUUUGCAACAAACCGUGACACCUUCAGCCAAAAGUACAAGAAUUUUCCACAGUUGUUCUGCUUCUAAGUCUAGUUGUCUGCUGCCUCUUACGAAAGUAUUUUAUUGGGAGAGCUUAAAACAAAUAUGCAUUUCCCGUAAAGUAAUGAACUCAUAGUGGUCCAUAAUUUCCUCAAUAAUUUAGUUCUAUUAGUUCAUUUGUUGUUUAAACUCAUUGCAUCUCGAAAUGUGACAAAAUUUCCGAAAAGAACUAAUGUCUUUUUUCCAAGGAAAACCCACACAAUCAGGUAUGGACUGAAAACCCAAUCCACAUAUAGUGCCCCCAGUGUGAUUCGAACCAGGGUCCUUGAGAUGGAAGGCAAGGCAAGACACCACUACACCAACCUGACCCCCCUUGGCACUAGGAAACAUUAAGGCAUUGAGAUCGGUUUGGUUAAAGAAUGUUUGCGUAGUUUUUGUUUUUAUCUCUUGUUCUCAAGUAUUCACUCUAUCUUGUUGAUUGACAUAUGAUGUGCAACCUGGGCCCAGUUUUAUAGAGCAGCCAAGCGCCACAAAAUUAUGCUUAAUACUAGAAUAAGCUUAGCAGCAAACCUUCCAUGUCACAUGUACUAUUUUCUGACUGCUCAUUUCUGCUUAAGCAGCUUUAUGAAAUUGGUCCCUGGGUCAGGUCCAAGCCACACAGGGCUAAAUGUGUCACAGGUAAGAUGCUUAAUCAUUUCUGCCCUCUUGUGUUGAUAAAGGUAAAAAAUGCUUAUUCCAACUCUUGUA
Asterias rubens (European starfish) is the source of this 1517-nucleotide messenger RNA. RefSeq names its product phospholipase A2 AP-PLA2-I-like. The record is from RefSeq and is a predicted model, not a curated record. The transcript is spliced from 4 exons. The coding region runs from base 423 to 818 and encodes 131 amino acids. Gene Ontology annotation, biological process: phospholipid metabolic process; arachidonate secretion; lipid catabolic process. Gene Ontology annotation, molecular function: phospholipid binding; calcium ion binding. NCBI's taxonomy places the organism in Eukaryota, Metazoa, Echinodermata, Asteroidea, Forcipulatida, Asteriidae.